Molecule: messenger RNA, 1252 nt
Organism: Ornithodoros turicata
Lineage: Eukaryota; Metazoa; Arthropoda; Arachnida; Ixodida; Argasidae
Exons: 10
Coding region: 69-1118 (349 amino acids)
Molecular function (GO): metallopeptidase activity
Source: RefSeq, a predicted model, not a curated record
UUCCAGUAUAUAUUGAACACAGAGUUGCUCGUUCCCCUCAGUUGACGUAGCUGAUCUCGCAGCAGCACAUGAAAAUGUGUACAAUGGCGUCAGAACGUGUGGUUCUGUUUCUCGUCCUCUUUUCUGGUCACGUUAUUUGCGAGGACCAAGAGGUGGCAUCAGUAUCUUCGCACAAAACUGAGAGAAAAGUGGGUUUGCCAAAUGAGAGCAUAAGGUUAGGUGUCUUCGCCGUAGUUGAUGACAACAUUGGAAACAACACUGCCACUCUUGAAGAUUACAAGUUCUAUGUGGCAGGGUUAUUGGGUGGGGUAAACAUCAAUCUGAUGGAGUUUACGAAACCCACCGUCAAGUUAGGUCUCCUUGGUGUUCACAAGUUGGCAACAGAAGAGAAAGAGCGAAUUACCACGGACGGAAAAGUUAACUUCAAUGCUAUGUAUAAUGUGACACAGGAAAUUAAAAAUAAGGAACUACGAGCACGUGAAGCCGACAUUAUUUACGUGCUGACAAAAACCACCAUCCUUUCAGGCGGGAAAGAGGCACCAGGCGCUGCUUGGGUGCGAGGUGCCUGCACGGACAAUAAUAUAGCCAUUGGAAAUGACUUUCUGUGGUCCUACGGCGGUUUCGAUGUUUUCCGUCAAAACAUUGCGGCGCUGCUGGGUGGCCUGUCUCUCGAAUGUGAUAGCGACGGCAGCGACGCUUUUGAUGAAUGUCGCAGGAAGCACAUCAUGUCGCAUUUGAAAAGAAUAUGGAUCAACUGCUACGGCCAUACGAGCUUCUCGAAAUGGGUCCCCUUCUACACCAUGUCAGGGGAGAGAAUUGACAAGAAUGAAUUCUGCGCAUUUAAGAUGGGCAACCAAAGCGCUAAAGAAUGCAGCAGUUCAAAGAAGCAAAAUGCAGAGAAUUCGUCUUGUGAGAUAUAUUGUUGUCCAGCUGAACGUGGUGCCAAUGACUUAGCAGACGUCUCGGCGUACGAAUCGCCAGCUGGCACAACCUGCCGUGCUGCAAGUACUGACGCUGAAAAAGGUUCUUGCUACGGGAAGCAGUGCAAGAGGCGGGUAGCCCUACUAAGAUACGCCUUCCCCGGUACUGACAACCACAUUCCUCUCGAUUGGAAUUGACCUAGGCUCUAGAAAUUCACCCCAUACAACGCUCAGAACCGACUGGAUUUGAGAUUGUUACCGCUAUCUUUCUGUCAUGAAAGUUGGAGGCUAAGGGCCUUCUGUAGCACCUUGAAUAAAUAUUAAUUGCCACA